Messenger RNA from Schistosoma haematobium, 17488 nucleotides. Its product is annotated as alanyl-tRNA synthetase, variant 2. The transcript has 10 exons. Gene Ontology annotation, biological process: tRNA modification; alanyl-tRNA aminoacylation. Bases 15770 to 16972 code for a protein of 400 amino acids. The record is from RefSeq and is a predicted model, not a curated record. Gene Ontology annotation, molecular function: ATP binding; aminoacyl-tRNA deacylase activity; alanine-tRNA ligase activity. Gene Ontology annotation, cellular component: cytoplasm; mitochondrion. Lineage: Eukaryota; Metazoa; Platyhelminthes; Trematoda; Strigeidida; Schistosomatidae.
CCAUCAGGGUCGCGUGUUCUUUGGUGGGUUUUUCGACUUGUUGUUAUCGUCUUCGUUUUCUGUAUUAGGAUAAAGCUAGAGCUGUUGAAAUUAAAAUAAAUUACCCGAAAACCAAAAUUUUUGAAAACCUGAGGGAAACCCACAAAGUUUCAUAAGAUUCUGGAAAAAUAGUGACGAAAAUCCCAAAUGUUCUGGGAAAAUUUCGGUCUUUCUCUAAUAUUUUCCCAGAAUCUUAUAAAAUAUUUAGGUUUUUCCCCAAGAUAGUGAUAUUGGGGUGUGCUUCUUGAGUCGAAAUGAUCCUAUUUGUUAUUAUGAAAUUUUUGAUCUCACAGCAGUAAAGACUACUUACUAUGCAUACUGUGGAGUUUUUUCAUUUAGUUAAAUAAAAUAGUGCCUUGAUAUAAUAAUUCUGCGUCUCUGAGAUAUUGUUUCAUGUCUGUAGUCACCCUGAAUGGUCAAAGGAUCCAAAUCAUAUCUUUCUUAACAUUUCAAUGUGCAGAUCUACAUGAAUUUUCGCCUUUACUCCUUUUUUUAACCUUGAUGUGAUAUCAUAUCGAAAUUGGAAAAGUUCUUUUGCUUGCCACUCUAUAAGCCAGGCAUUUCAACGAUUGUCAUCAUUAUAUUAAUAAUCCCUCUAAAAGCCUUUUUAUGAUGGGUAUUAUACAGUCAACCUCGUCCCAGCUCUAAACACCUACUCAGUAGUUUAGGUUUUCCUUAGUUUAGUUUGCAUUUAAGAAAUGAAGUGAAAGAUACUUGAUAUCAAGUUUUCUUCAAAUUAACAUCCCAUGUUUAAGUAAAACAUUUCUUGGCACAAUUUCUAGUAACGAGUUACACUAGUUAUAUAUAUUCGUAAAUCAUUUCCAUAUUUCGGAAUUUUUCGCCAAAUAUUAUUUUUCACUUUGGUUUCUUUAUAUGUCGUCCGAUUUUUUGUUUAAUCUUUUACGUCUAACAUUAAUUUCUAGUGAGGUUUUGGCGAAAGGAAACAAAAACAUUGAGUUGUUUAGUUUGAGUGGUGCGCUCUCUACUGUUGCCUGAAUGGUCCGGGAUUAUUGGAGUUAGGCUAAUUUUAAAAAAGUCCUUAGUGUGCAAUCACAGAUUUUCUCAAAGCUGUGUACACAAGUCUUGUCUAGCGUACAUAGUCAGUUAAGAAAAAUAAGCCAAGUAGUGUUUUGUACUAAUUCGCCCUCUUUAAAAUUUCAUCUCAUUUUUGUAAUCUAGGCUAGACUCACUUAUAGGUCUAUAAUUAUUAGAACUACGUUACGAAUAACAUUUAUUCUAUGAAUCCUCUUCAUAUCAUCAAAAAUCACUUUUUUACAAAUAAUAAAAAUAAAGGCUGUGCAAUAUCAGUUUUAUUUGUCUCUUGUCUUCCAUAUGGUCCAUCUAGUCUUUUUCCAUUCAAUUUCAUUUAUUACAGGUGUCUCGUCUGCUAUCUUUGUUGGUUAAAAAUUAAACAGUGAACAAUGGCUUUUUGUCACCUCCAAAAAUCAAAAAUUAGCUCCUUCCUUCGGGUCAGAAAAACUCGAGUAAGUCUCAAGUAAGAUGGUGAAGGUAAAAGAAGAUAGUGGUUACGUCUCCAUAGGAUCCUAAUGAUGUAGAUAAGUAGGUCUUUGAUGUUUCAGCACUUGAAAAUAGUUUGAUUUCAAAAUAAACAACCACCGCUUAACGCUUCAGCGGUGAAAGACACCAAGCGAAUGAAGAAAGUUAUCGCUGUGUCUUACCACGACGCGCAACUCUGACUAGUGUUGGGGAUAGUUGGAAAAACGUUAGGGGCGGCCGAACCAAAACGUGACAUCAGUCUUUGGAGUCACUAACUUCUGGUCUGUGCCAUGUUGGUAGAUGCAGACUACUUGGUUGGCGUCCGAGCUACUAUCGUAACCAAUGGUUGGAGACCCUGGGUUACAUGGCUCAGGAUCGAUCACAAUGGCGUCGGUGUAUACACUAUUUGUCUGUCCUUAAGCGGUGAAAUUAGAAUUGCUUCAUAUAUUUCUUUCUAUGAACGGUUUUUUUUGUACUAUAUCCUUAUAUGAAAUCUUUUAUAUAUUACCAUCAUCGAAUUAACUUAUGUGAAUUUAUUUUUCAUCUUGUUGUGCUGAUGAGGUGUGGCAACUUGGACCGAUUCAUAUAUAUGCCCGGUGCUACGUUGUAGCUGACUGACUGACUGUGUAUUAAAACUAUCGGUCGAAUGUGACACUGUACUGUUAAAGUGUAGUGUAUAGUGUGAAGGAAUGGGAUUAUUUGUAAAGAUAUACAUUCAGCGAAAAGAGAAUAUGGUCGUAAAAUGUCACGGUUUUACGAAAACAUACCUUUUACCACGUACAGUCCGUCGAAAGAACGGUCGAAUCAAAGCUAUAUUGAAAAUUAUAGCUAGGAAUAUUGAUUUAGAACUCAUUGUGGUUGAUUUAUUAUUUGUGUGGUCUGUUGGCCCUAGUUUUCGACACUGUUUCACUAGAAACAUAUUGGAUGUUGAAGAAAAUGCUCGUCUACAAAUAUCCAUGCGAUGUUUUAUAUUUUGACUUCCCAGUGGUCAAAACGCUGCUUUCAAGCACUCGGUCACCGGCUUGAACUCCCCUUCACCUAAUUUAAUUUAGGCGAAUGGAUAAUAUUACUGGUCCUUACAGAAGAAGUGUGAUUAAAGCUAAGCACAUAUUUACUUUAACAUCAGACUAGAGUCCGUGAAGAGCGAACUCGAAAAAACCAAGCUUAUUUCAGACCUGAAUGUGUAUGUAUGGACUACAUAUUCACUGUUUGACUGGUUCUGGAACAUAGACAUAAUUUUCGACUUUUGAAAGUACGUGUACUCACUUGUUGACUGAUAAUACGCAGAUGAUUUAAUUCUAUUUGGUGGACGCUGAAAAAUUCGGAGUCUUCUGACCUCCAUAAUCAACAAUUCAAGCAUGUUUGGGAUACGGUUCUUUCCCUCCAAGUGCAAAGUGUCACUUCAAGAUUUGCCUGUGUAAUCGCCCGAAUUAAUGAUAGGAAGUGAAGUAGUUGAGCGUGUUGACUGCUUCACUUAGCGUAGGAGUCUCAUUGGUGCUGAUAGUCCGGUAUCUGACGAAAUCUCGACACGAAUUCCGAAGGCUCGAUUGGCUUUUACCAAGUUGCUUCACUUGUAGCGUGGGCGAUACAUCUGUCUGCCAACUGAAGGACGAGUUUACUGUACAGCAGUUCACUCCGUCCUACUUUAUCGAUGUAAAGCAUGGCCGAUAAGAAUAAAGGAUAUUCGCAAAUUACUAGUCUUCGAAGCAUAACUUGUGUAUUUUGGUAUUAUUGAGUAAGUGAAGUCUGUAUUAAGAAUAGUGUACUAGGUAGUGGUGGUAAAUCGAUUGAUGAGAUUAUAAAUCUUCAUAAACUGAGGUGGUUGGGACAUGUGUUACGUAUGUAUAACCACGAUGUGCUUGGACGGGCGAUGUUGGAUGGUGUGAGAGUAGGCUGAAGAAAAGCUGAGGACGACCAAACCGAAACAUGCAUUUAGUCGAUGAAGGCACUGAUGAUUGUACUGAGUCAUGUUAAUAGGUAUAUUUCAGUGGUCCAACGUUUAGCUGUUGAUUCACAUUCGAACCAUACUCCAGCUACCUUGGUUUAGAUGUUCGUUUGUUAUCACUAGCCCCCGUACUUAGAGUGCAGCCCAAAUUCAAGCCCUUGAACCUGUUUUAUAAGUUUAUAAUAAUAGUUAUAAAAUAUGUACAGCAGUCAGUCAGUGACAACGUAGAACUUCGUACGUACGUACAUCAGUUCGAGUUGCCAUACCACAUCAGCACAGAGAUGCAGUUGUCGAUUCAAACACCGUAGUGGUAGUAAGAGUAUAAGCAGUAAUCGGGAAGAUUAGGGUUUGGAGAUGUUAUUCAAAGAGUAUAAUCCAGUGAAAUAAAUUUGGGAAGAGAAAAAAGAGACAAGGAGGAAUCAGGAGAUUAAAAUUUGGGAGAACACAAAGAGUGUAUGCACCUGCGCCAUUUCAAACGAUAUGUAUAGCGUAUUUGGGUUAAUCAGGUUCGGUAGAAAUUUAAAGUAAACAGUAACUAUCAUUAUGUAAUCUACUAAUUUAUUUUAGUAUUUGAUGUGUGGGAGUCAAAGUAAAAAUGAAUGGUCGUUUAGUAUGGACAGACAGUCAUAGCCUAAUGACUAUUAAAUAUGUGAUUUCCUUUCCUCUCAUUGAUUUUUAAUCCUGACUCAUUGGAAGUGACUGCUUGUAAUUGUGUUGAACAAAGUAUUAUGUAGUCGAUCCUCUGGUUCUCUAUUCUUGGUCGUGAAUCCUGGAUCUGAUAUAACGUGACUGGUCUCACCUUAUUAACCUAUUGUCGUAAUAUACUAGUGGAAAAAAAGUAUUUUAACCAUCCAUUGUAUUAAUAUUUCAUCCUUACCACUAUUAAGACCUGCGAUUUACACGAAACUGGUUUGUACUCACCUGUUUUUUUAUUUUUCCCAAGCUAUUUAUAUCCAGUGAUAAUUCGUUGCUUGGAAACCUGCGUUUUUUAUACGGAUGAUCCACCAAAUGAGACGGAAGUCCGCAAGGAACUCCAACUCUUGAAGCGUUACAAAUCACCUGGCCCAGAUGACUUACCUCCGGCUCUUUUUAAAGAUGGUGGUCACUUUCUGACUAAGGAAUUGACGACGUUGUUUACAAAUGUUUGGGAACUAGAGAGUGUACCAACGUCAUGGAAUGAGUCGAUAGUUGUCUCUAUCUUUAAAAAGGGUUCACGUCGUUCCUGUAACAACUAUCGGGGGAUAAGUCUACUUCCGAUUGCGUCCAAGCUAUUGGCUUCCGUCAUUCUUCGUAGGUUGUUCAAAACCCGAGAAAGAUUGACUCGCGAGGAGCAGGCUGGGUUUCGUUCUGGUCGAGGAUGUAUUGAUCAUAUCUUCACCCUCCGUCAAAUGUUAGAACACCGUCAUACUUAUCAAAGGCCAACAAUCGUAGUGUUUCUUGACAUCAGGGCUGCCUUCGAUUCGUUAGACAGGACUGUUCUCUGUGAUUGUCUAUUGAAGAAGGGUGUGCUUGAGAAGUUUAUUAACAUCCUAAAAGCCCUAUAUACAAACACCUCAGGCAGAGUGAGGGCAUACAACUACCUCUCUCCAUUGUUCCAUUCGAGCAGUGGGGUUAGGCAGGGUUGCCCAAUCUCACCAUUCCUCUUCAACUUUGCCAUCGAUGACAUUCUGGAAACAGCUCUUAUGAAUGUAAGUAAUGGUGGUGUGGAUCUGUUGCUUGCAGAAAGACUUCUCGACCUUGAGUAUGCGGAUGAUAUUGUCUUACUGUGAGAUGAUGCCCAAGUCAUGCAAUCCGCACUUAAUCAGUUGGCAAUCAAUGUCAGUAGGUACGGUAUAUGCUUUGCACCUUCGAAGUGCAAAGUACUUCUACAAGACUUGCAGGAUCCUAAUCGUGUACUCACCCUGGAUGGUGAACAGAUAGAAGUAGUCGAGAAGUUCGUGUAUCUGGGUAGCUGCAUAAGUACUGGUGGUGGUGUGAGUGAUGAGAUCACUGCACGUAUAGUGAAAACCAGAGCGGCUUAUGCCAAUCUGGGCCAUGUUUGAGGCCUUCGUGAUGUUAGUCUGGCUGUAAAAGGUCGGAUUUACAACGCGUCGGUGAGAACAGUUCUGCUCUAUGCUUGUGAAACCUGGCCUCUCCGAGUUGAGGACGUUAGACGACUCUCUGUGUUCGAUCAUCGCUGUCUCCGAAGGAUUGCUGACAUUCAGUGUCAACACCAUGUUAGUAAUGCAGAGGUUCGGCAUUGUGUGUUCGGGCACAGAGACGAUAAUGUAAUUGGUGUCACUAUCUUGAAACAUCGACUUCGGUGGCUUGGACAUGUUCUACGAAUGUCGUCCCAGAGAAUUCCACGUUGUGCAUUAUUUGCCGACUCUGGGACUGGUUGGAAGAAGUGGAGAGGUGGUCAGUAUAUGACAUGGUGUCGUGGUAUGAAAGAAAGCUGCAAAGGACUGGCCUGUGUCGGUCCUUCACGACUCCUUGGUUGGUGUCCGAGAGAUGGUGCAACACAGUGGCUAGAGACGUUAUCAGAUAUGGCUGAGAAUAGAAGCCAGUGGCGAUCCUGCUGUAACCUUCUUUUACUUUCUUCAUAAAAGUGGUUGUAUCUUCCUUAACUGAAAGAUUUCUUGUGAUUGUACCCUUCUGUUCCCCUACUAUUACUAUUAUUAUUACACUACCUUACAGCAAUCUCUUCGUUAUUGUUUCUUUUGUACGUUCCCCACUUUUUUUUCUUUUUCUUAAAUUCUCAUUGUUUUGUGUGGCGCAUAUAUAUUUGGCGCACUCCUGUACCAAUAUAUAUGUGUUCAAAUAAAAUAAAAUAAAAAUAAAAACUUAAUAUUCACUUAUUAAAUAUACCUUAAUAGUAAUUGUUUCUUUGCUUUCGAAUGCCUUAGUUCGAUCAGAAGUAUCCAUCGUAUAUAAUCUCCAAAGGUUUUGCAAUAGUACCGUCAUCUGGUCAGGAUAUACAUUCUACUGGUCGUUGUACAUUAGCUCCUGAUCAGUCAGUCCCUCGACAUGUUUCUCUUGCAUCAUCUAUUCGUUUACGAAACUCUUCUGCUUCGGAACUUCGACGAGAAUUUAUUAAUUUUUUCCGAAGUCAUCAACAUUCAGUGGUAGCACCGGCUUCUGUAUUUCCGAAGCGUCACGAAGGAAGCUAUUUCAUCAAUGCAGGUUUGUAAAUUGUGUGUUAAAGUUAUCCAGCUUCAAUUUCCAUCCAUCUUUUUUUUAAAUACAAGCACAAUCAUUACUAAUAGUCUCUAAAUAAAUGUUAUGAAAUUUGUAGCUAAUUUACUUAAUCACUUCCAAUUACUAUUGAUAACACACAUGAGUCCCUACCUGUUACACGGGCAAAGUUCUCUGUGAUUUGACUAGAUGAAAUUUUUUAUUGUUGAAGUCGAUGAAUGGAAUGGCAAUCGCUGAAUGAACCCAAUAAUAUAGUGCGGGCGGAUGAUGGUUACCCACGAGAUUGUAUUAUUGAGUUAGGCCCUCGAAUAAUUAGAAGUCUAAGGUAAAACGACUAACCAGAUAAGUAGUUUUCUAUGUAACAAAACAACGUGCUCGUAUACAGAAUAAGAACACAGAAUAAACAUUAUAAAAUGUCAUAGAUAACUUAUAGGUCACUCAUUCUUCAAUCAGUUAAAAUCUCACUGUUAAGCCUAAUCUUUGGACAUCCUAUUACCGGCAUUGUUUAUCUUAGUAUACUAUAUUUGUAAAUACACAAUACAAGAACAUAGGAUUCCAUACUAUUUUUAGCAUUUCAUUUUUAAAUUACUUGAGGAUACUGUCAAAGGAUUCGCUAAGAUGGGAAUCAUUGUUUAGUGAAAGUUUUCCAAUUACUCUACUGAGUAAAUUUUAAUUUGUCACUUUUACUACAUUAAGCAUUAAUGUAUGUUAAAUAAGCUUCAUUUUUACUUAGAAUGCUAUGUUUUUAUAGUUUUCAUAGAAUUAUCAUUUCUUCAUUAGGAUGUACUUCAUUGUCACGUAAACAAUUUUUUUAGUGUCCAUCGUAGAUAUCAACUCAUACAUUAGGAUUGAUUUCCCAGACUCAUUCUCACAUACUCAAAAAUCAGGUUAUGUAGAAAGUACUUCAACUUUUUCAUCAAUAAUAUUUGUUAAGAAAUGGUGUACUUUUAUUUACAGAUUGUUUGCUUAUGAACAUAACCUUAUCUCAUAAUCCUAUAUGGUCUUUCAAAACUUUGCAAUACUAUCAUAUUAUUUAAUAUUUUUUAUCUUGGCUACAGUUUCAGAUUACCUUACUGCAUUUCAUAUGCAGCCUUACCUCGUAGGUUUAGGGGUCUGGUGUUUUGCUAAUGGGUUGCAAGUUCUAUAUUUUGAUUUGUCGAGGUUUUAACUAUCGAGUAGUAUCACCAUGUUUUGCUCUGUAAUUCAUUACAGUAACAGUAUAGGGUUGUAGAGAUCACUAAGUUUUUGAUUGAAAUCAUGAACCGAUUGACGUUAGACCACCAUUGAAAACCUGGAAGCACUGGACCGCCCUUUCGUCCUAUUGUGGGACUCCUCAGCAAUGCAUCCCAUCAAUAUAGUUUCAUGAAAUUAAAUUUUUAAAAGUUACUUGUUGGUUUUCCUAUACUUUUUUUCUAUUCGGUCAGGAUAGGUAUGAACCAGUUUAAAUCAAUUUUUCUCAACCAGUCGGAUAGUAUUUGUUCAGAAUUUAAGCAGUUACGUCGUGCUACGAACUCACAGCCAUGUAUUCGAAUCGGCGGUCGUCAUGAUGAUUUAAAUGAUGUGGGAUAUGAUAGGCAUCAUCAUACAAUGUUUGAAAUGUUGGGCAGUUGGUCGUUUGGGGACUACUAUAAGGUUUGUCUCAGUUUGAUGGGCAAAAAUUUUGAUUAGUAUGGAACCAGUUAAUCGUAUGUUCAUUUUCACCAAAUUAGUUAACUCAUGAUGGUUGACGAUUUUGUGUUGUGUCCUAAGCGUGGAAAAUAAGAGUUAUCAUGGAUAUGUUUAGUUUAAUCUAUUCCGUCUUGAUAAAUUUCUUUGGACCAAAUCAUUAGUCCAGAAAUUUGUAUUGAAUUUGCGUACACUGAUAUCUAUUUCAAAUACAAUCGUGAAUGCACUUAACUUAUAGGCAACAUCUAAAUCACUGGAUCACGGGUUUGAACCUCGUUUUACCGACCUCAUUUUCAACAGUUGGAAGCCAUUCUCUUUCUCACAAAAAACAUGGCUCAAGGUUAAAUAGAUAAACCUUUUCUUGGUAAAUGAGUUUCACUAAACAUUCGUUUGAUGUAUUAGUUUCAAUGACUAUUAACUAGGAGGCCAACUGUCGCACCGUCAUAUUCAAAAACCGUCUUAUUUAUUUAGAGACAAAAGCCUAAUACAACGAGAAUAAAAUAAAAAGAUAUGCAUGCAAUUAUAACCGAGCUCAGGAUUUAACAAAAGAAGGUUGAAUUUCCCUGCACCAUUGUAACCGAUUUUAAGAUAUAUCACCAACUAUCCAUACCUGUUUUAUUCAGAGUUAUUUAGUAUACCUGAUUUAAACCUUUUUCGUUCAAAUAAUUCUAUGAAAAUUGUUGCUGUCUCUGUUUUUUACUUUUUUUUACGUGACUGUGGUAUGCCUUAGAAAGAGGCUUGCUCUCAGGUUUGGAAAUUUCUUACUAAGGUGUUAAACCUGCCUACCAAUGCAAUUUACAUAACAUAUUUCGGUGGUGAUCAAAAACUUGGACUUCCUCCAGAUGAUGAGACACGUGAUAUCUGGCUGAACUUGGGGUAAGUUGAUAAUCCAUUGUCUAGACUAAUUUUCUGGAUAGUUGAACAGUUAGUUGUGAGUAAUAGAAAAUAUUUCCGACUAUAUUACUUCGAUUUAUAUAGGUAUUCAUCAGUAGGCGACGAAUAAAUGUUCGUGCGAUAGACUCAUGCCGUUAAAGAGCGAAAUCUGAAUAAUCGACUAGCGUCAUUAACUUCCACACAAUAAAUAUGAAACAUGAGCAUGAACUUAGCUACUGAUUUUCAUCUGUUUACAUACUCAUCACAAUCACUUCAAAAACAGUGAAGUUUUUAUAUUCGUUUAUUCGUUCACGCAGUAAAGUUUACGCGUAUGAUUGUGUAUAUUUUAAACAACGUCAAUUUUUCCAAGGUGAAACUAUUAUAAUUCAGUUUUAUGCAAACUUUCUCUUACGAUCAUACAUCGGACCCUUUUUCAAAGUGAAAUAAUAUUUUAACUCUUAGCCCACCAAACAGUUGGUGGCACCUAGUCUGCUGCGUUAAAGUUUCAUCUUUUUGUGUGUACAAAUUAAAGGAAUUUCGUAUUUUUAAAUUGUUGUGGUUGUUCAGUGCAUUUUGAGAUCUAUUACUUAUUAUUCUUUCCCAAUUUUUUUGUGGUGUGGAUGUAACUAACUGAUCUACCAUACCGUUUUAUUUUUUGCUGAUCUUAGCUAAAAUGUUUUUAUAUUAGCAUGAAGCUAGGAUUAUCAAUGUGAGGGAAGAAAAACCUACUGACGUACAUUUGUUUAAAUAUGAAUUGGAAAGUUUCCUAGUCCAGCUGGAGAUAAACUUUGAGUUGUAUAGAUCCAGCCUAAUAUUCUUCUGUUAUAAUAAAUUGUUAUUUAGGUUGUCAAGAGAAAUAAUCUACCUUAUUUAUUCCACUCUUCUACCAAACACAGGUUAGCGCCCUUGAAUUCGGGUGAGGGUUACAACGUACAACGUAGUGGCCGUAGUCACAGCUCCACGAGGCAAUCACCUCCACUCUCUUCUGCUAGAUACUUUUAUUUACCAGAACACAAAGGACAUUGAAUACAACUCACGCAUUAUGUGGCACUUAACUCAUUUACAUCAUACUAUCAUCUCGUCAAUAAUUGGGUUUUCUUCAGUACAACCCUUCGUAUUACAAUAUUCGAUAAGAUAUGAAAAUAUUUAAUAAUAUGAUUCACUGUUUCUGACCAAUACUGAAAUAUUAAACAUAAUUUAUCUUAUUCCAGGGUGAUGGAUCAAAAAUUAAUGCCAUUCGGUAUCGAAUCAAACUUUUGGCGUGCAAAUCAGUUUAGUGGUGGAGGAUUGUGUGGUCCGUCAACUGAAGUACACAUAGAUUUCAAAGCACUCUGCGGUGGAGACCAAUUAGACUGUGCACGUUGUUUAGUGAAUACUUCUAGCCCUCAAGUUUUGGAACUGUGGAAUUGUGUUUUCAUAACACAUCGUAUCAUAGCUGAUAACGAUGUGACAGAGAAACAUUUGAAACCUGACCUUCUUCAACCUUUAAAUAAGUCAUUUGUAGAUACUGGAAUGGGACUAGAACGACUAGCAUGUGUGAUGCAGGGAAUGACGUCGAAUUAUGAUUCCUAUGAAAUAAAUAGUUUAAUGGAAUUCAUACACUCAAAGGCAAACUCAUGUAAUCCUUCUGUGCCUGUUUAUCAAGGUUUAUUUUUAUCCAAUCCUCUACAAGAUGUUGAAACUAAAACAGACAAAGAUCAAUCAGAAAUUACUCUAUCUUCUCUGUGGAAUAAAAUAUCUGGAAAAUCUUCGUCUUCUGCUCUCUGCUCAAAAUCACAUCUUGCCCUUGAUCAUUCUUGGAAAAAUUUUAACAUGGACAAUGAUCUUGUUGAUAUGUGGCAUCGAGAUACCGCCUAUCGAGUAUUGGUCGAUCAUAGUCGUGCUUUAGCAUUCGCCUUAUCAGAUGGUUUAUUACCAGGACGUCAAGGUUUACCUCUGAAAAUUCGUCAGCUUAUUCAUCGAGCGUUUCGUGCAUCUGUUUUAACUGGUCUUGAUACAGAAAUAACUACGUCGGGGAAAUUAAAAUCUCUCCUGGGAGCUUUGGUAUCCGAAGUAGCCAAAAGAGAUGUUCUCAGUCUUCAGUCGUUUUUUAACACAAUGGCUACCAUAAGAGGACCUAGCUGUAGAAAGUCUGAUGCAAUAACUCCGGAACAAAUGGAAUCAAUUAUUAAUGAAGAAGUGACUUCGUUUGCACCUCGUUUAUUUCAUAUGGAAAAUUCAUUUAAUCGAUGUUUGGAAGAAUGCGUCGAUAGGAGACAACUGUCAGGUAAUAUAUGAAGCAGUGAUGUUUGUAGAAUAAUUGACUUGUUUAAACUUGCAACAUAAACUUGAUGAGGUGUAGGCACUGACGGAUAUACUUUACAAAAUAAUUAUUAUUACAGAGAAAUAAGUCAAUGAAAGUGAUGGUUAUGGCCAGAACAGUUCUUUAAAUAUAUAUCAUGGUUUAAAUAGCAAGGAAAUCUUGACUUUUGUUCUAUGUCUGAACUAGUAAACUCGAAUCAGUGAUUUGUUUAAUCUCUGGGAUCCUUUCCGGGAAAAUAGGUACGUACGUGAAUUGAAAAUGCAAACCAGGUACUUUUAAUAAAAUAUUUACUCUUCUGUGACAUCUAGUAUUGAUUAAUGCUCCGUUUUCCCAUCAUUACUAUUUUGAAAAAUACGUGGACCGUAAUUUUGAGCUCAGACUAGUUUAAAUGUAGGUAUUCUCUACUAAAUCAACAAGUCCAUUUCAAUCUAGUGUAUGUAUUCUCUUUAGUCAUUUUGAUAAUGGGAGAAAUCUAUCAUCUGAUGAUCAGUUAGUAUCACAUUUUUGAUUAGGACUAAUUUAGUGACUGAUUUACUAAGUUUUACAUGUAUACGUGUCACUUCCAAUUCUCGUUAUCUGGUAAGUAUAGUAUUUAAUUUUUAACCAUUGGGUUUGAGCUUUGGCUCACGUAAUUUGUGCCUUUUUUCUAUAUUUUGAUUUGAUUUUGUUUUAGAUGUACACCUACUAAGUGAGCUUUUAAGGAUUUAUCUCCUAACUGAAGACUUUACUAUCGACUCGGAGUACAUAGAUGACAUACACUUGUAUAUCAAAGACACUGAUACAAUACAAAGUUGUCUGAACCUUUUGAGUGACAAUUAAAUACUAUCGGGAGCUAUCCCAUCUCUCAUAAAAUGUGAUUGGGAUUGAUCUGGAUUGAUGUGUAAAGUAGCCGUAGAUAGUGUAACAGUUCUGCUCAAUGACCACCACACCUUUCUCAAGAAUAUUAUCAGUUCAGAUAGGUUUUUGGCUGAUAAAACCUCGGGAUGAACACUAAUGGGCUCCUUGGUUUUCGCUAACAUGAGCUAUCGUCGUAUAGGUAAUUCUGAUAUUAAAAGUAGCGUAUUAACUAUUCACGACAACUCAUUUAAGGUGGAAAUAAACCUUCCUCGGUUAAAGUGACUGAAAUAUGUUGCAUGGAUUGUUAACCCCUCUCUAUUGCCAUGUGGCAAUAUUGGUUGGCCUAGGAAUUGCUUGAAAGGCGGGUUGAAAAGGCUAGAAUAAAAUACAGCCUCGGUUCAUGAAGUGUAACAACUUGAGGCGAUAUAUAUUUGUGCUAAGUUCUAUUUACUGUUUAUUGCUAACAGAUCAGUAAGGACUUUUACUCAUAUUAAAUGUAUUAUAUAUCAUUGUGUUUUUGUAUUACACUGUUCGUGCGAUGUCAGAUUUAUCGUGAUAUUUCAAUAAUUGUGUGAAUCGAGAAAUUUCUAACAAGAUCAAAUUAAGCAUUAUUGGACUACUUUUAAAAUAUGUAUCAAACAAUUAGACGUUUUUCCAAUUUAUCUCAGGGACACUCAUUUACUACAACAUUUACUCGAAAAAUAUCUAUAACCGAAAUACGUCUUUUUAAAAUGAUUUUAAGUUUCGAGCUAAAAAAUUACGCGAUUACAUCGGCAUAUUAAGUUUGUUUGAAAAUUGUUUUAGGUUUCAGAUAAUUGAUGGAAUAAAUUUAAGAAUAAAGGAAUAGUUAACUAAUGAACAGUUUAAUAUCAGCUAUAUAAGUUCUUUUAAGGAAUUCAGUGAGGAUACAAACAUAAAAAUUGCAGAAUCUGGUACAAAUUUGUAUCGAUCCAAGCUACUAUCAUCACAGUGGAAAGUAAUCAAGAGGUAAAGUAAACCAGUGAAAAUAAUAGUAAUAGUAAUAACCCAGUAUCUCUGGACUCUACCAGAUCAAUUACUUUUGAACCAGUACUAUGUCUUUUUCUGGUUGUUUUUUAUCGUUUAUUCAACCUGUACUCUAAUUCUAGCCACAUCGGGAUAAGCAGUGAUAAGUUAUGGAUUACACAUAUUUCCAUCACUUUAGUCAAUGAGACUUCGCAACGCCAUCAGUUUAUGAACCAUUUUUUCCGGUAUUAUACAAAUAACACCAACAUUUUGUACUGAAAAUUCCUGGGGCAGGUGAAGUAUCGUCCAUUUAAAAUCCUCCUAUUUAGGAAGACAGAAUCAGUGACGAUUUUAGUAAUCCAUGGGAAAAAUCUUACAGUCACGACACUGCGUCGCACAUGAUGAUGUAACCACAACCCGUAUAUCGUUCACUAUUUGCUUAGUAGAUAAAGAUAAGUAAUCAGUGUUUUUAUCAGUUAAUAUCAUUACAGAUAUAUCGAAGUAUUUUCACCAUCGGAUUAAUACUUCAAUCCAAUUGAAAGUAUCUUCGGGCUUGCAUCUGCUCACUUCUUAAUAACUGGUUGAGAUGUGUAUUCACAAUAUCACCAACACAAUCCUGUAAUCUGUACUUAAAAAUUCAGUCUUCUAGAAAUGCCUAUACAACUGCUCAAAUGUUAACAACCUACCUCAUACUUUAUGAGAAUUUUCGACACUUACCAUUUUUCUUUAUCAAUAUUACUACUUUCACUAUUUAGCUGAACAAGUAACUAAAUUAAUGAACGGUGAUUAUGGACAUCAUGUAAGCUGGGAUAUGAUAUGUGCACAAUCAUGUUGGGCUGGUCUUUUACCACCCUUACCAAUCGAAACUAACUCUCCAUCGGACAAGAAUAAACCACUACUGUUUAGAAAUCAGAAAUUAGAUUCAAAUGUAAUUUCACGUCAGUUGCAUAAUUUAUGUGUACCGUUUACGGAUGAUUCGUUUAAAUAUAAUUGUUAUCAAAAAUCUGAACUGGAUCCAAAUGCAACUGGACAAUACGGUGAGUUAUAGACUGAAUUACAGUAUCACGACAUGUCAGUUUUUUAUUUAAAGCUUGAUUUAGAUUGAAACGACUGGUAUGCCACAUAUUUCUUGAAUCCACUAAUUCUUAAUUUCAAGUUCAUAAUUUAAGGUAUUUUUCUACCAGCUUCUACUAUCUGCGAAAUCUGAAACGUGAAUCUCCAAAUGGUGGUAUUAAAUUUAUAUCUGUUAAAGAAAUUUCUCCAAGUGACUAAUAAGAAUUGGUAGAUAGCCCAAAACUGUUUUAUUUCAUUAACUCAAUGAAGAAAACAUGUUUUUCUUUUAAAUUUAACCCUUGAUCUACAGUAGAGAGAUAGUAAUCACUUAUAAUAAAUGCUAAAGUAUAGGCGACCAAGAAGUAAGUCAUUGAGAUUCUUCUAGGCUACCUGUGGUAUGUAUAUAUUUAUGCUUCAUUUAUUUGCUAUAUCUUUCAAACUUCGUUGACUCUCACAGUUAUUGAUAUUUAGGUCACCAUAUUAUGAAUAGGUUGAUCACGCUCCAUAUCAUGGAUGGAUUUCUGUUUGGUAUAGAUAAUAGCACAUGUUUAAGCUUUGAAAUCCCUUCAUUAUGUCUAUUAAUCACUUGGUUAACACAUAAACUUAUUUAACUACAAGUGGUAGAGUAGUGUAGUACCGUAAUCAUCUUUGUUAAUAUGUCUAUCCAAGUCUUGUAAAUUACACGAUAUUCUUGUAGUAGGAUAUCUCAACACAAUAUUCAUAUUCAGAUUAGUGAAAUGAGUUUUUGAUUGUCAAAUCAGUUGUUUACAUAUCUGAUGUUUGUUGGAAACAAGAGUGUAUAGACACUUUUUUCGAAAACGUAGCUCUAUACUUCUAUAUAAUGUGUUUUGUUGUUGUCCUUGAUCAAACUGCGAUAAACUCACCUAAUGAGAGUAAUAUAACCAUAGGAGCUUUCAAUUUAAUAUAUAUACAUUCAUCUACUCCGCACCAUAUAUUUUUUCUUUGUUGUAGAUUUCCCAGAUUGUGAAACAAAAUUACUAGGAUUACUUGCCAUUGGUUAUAAAGAUACAGAUUAUACGUUAAUUACAAAACAAUAUUUAUCGAAUUCAAAUGUCACUUCUGUCAUUCAAAAUCUAUUCGAUGCAUCAAAUAAUGAAAUUGCUAAUAAUUUACUCGGUUUUAUUUUUGAAAAAACUAACUUUUUUACAUCAUAUGGUGGUCAAGACACUGAUAUCGGUUUUAUUCACUAUCCUUCUAAGAUUCUUCAAUUUCAAGUUAUUGAAACAACUUUUGUUUCUGAUCCUAUUUCGAAUUCUUCAACGAAUGGUUGGAUUAUACAUUGGUGUCAUAAACCAGAUAAUUUAUUUCCUUCAUUAAAUAAUCUAAAUUUUGAUCAAUCUUUUGUUUUAAGUAUUGAUAAAGAACGUAGAUUUAAUCUCAUGUGUUCACAUACUGGUCAGCAUUUAUUUACAUCAGCUCUAGAAUCAUCAGUGCUAUCGCAUUCUUCAGCAUUCCAACAUAUUGGUGGUACUUCUCACCCCAAUUAUUUCACAGUAAAAGCUGCUAUUAUCGGUUCAGCGUCAGAACUAAUGCAAGAAGAUUUAGGUAAUUUUACAAGACAAUUAGAACAAAAGUGUCAAAAGUUAAUUAAUGAAAAUGGAUUUAUUUCCAUUUGGAAUACAGAAUUGGCACAUGCUUUAAAAGUGAAACAAAUUCGAUACUUCCCUUGGGAGGAGUAUAGUGCAAAAGUACGUACUGUGUGUAUAACAAAACAAAAACACUCAAUCAAUGAUCAUGAACUAACAGAUUUUAAUUCUGUCAUCUCAGCUGAAUUGUGCGGAGGGACACAUCUUUUUGAGUUAUCUGAUUUACUGGAUAUAGCGGUGGUUGCAGUUAAAGGACGUCGAAAAACAGUCAAAGAAUUCACUUGCAUUUUUGGUCAUUUGGCUAAAUCUGCACAUCAAUGUGCUAAUGAAUUGAUUCAAGAAGGUUUAUCAAGAGAAAAAGAAGCUAUUCAUGAUCCUAAAAAAGCAGCCAUUCAUAUGGAUUGGUAUGAAUCUGUUUUAAAUGAUCCACAUUAUACUGGAUUUCUCCCAUUAUAUGCUCGAUUAGCGUUAGAAACCAAUCUUUUCCGUAUCAAUCAUAAAACAGAUAUCAUUGAUACUGACCAUGUCCAAUUAUACAUUGAUAACAUGAAAAUAAUGAUUGGAAAUAAUAACUGUGAAACAUCUCAAGCUGUAAUUUCUCAACUUGAUUUUCAUAGAUUAGAUGAUCUUAUUUUUGCAUUUAUACAACUCAAUACGACUCAACCGUUUGUUGUCUAUAGUAUGAAUUUAGCUAUUUGUUAUUUUCCAAAAUCACAUGCUAAUCAAACAGCUUUGAAUUUGGCACAUAUGAUAGCCAAACUUUUAUCUACUGAACUUGGAAUAGUGCAUUUAACAGUGAAAGGUCGACCUUUACGUUCUAAUCAUCUAAACAAUGAUGACCGGUAUAAAUAUGCGUUCCUUCAACUUUCACCUACAGCGGAUACUUUUACCACGAUGACUAAGAUGCAACAACCAUUGGAUUGGAAUGACUAUCAUACGUUGUUGGCAAAGUGUGUAAACUCAAUUUUACGGAGUCCAGUUUACGGUGAAGCAUAAAAUGUGUAGUUUAUAAACUUUUGAAUAUAUGAUAACUUGUUCUCUUUUCUUUUGUAGAUCUUUCAUUCCCAAAAUAUUUACAAUUCGCAUAUUUGUUUGUAAAUUCCGUAUUUAUAUUAAAACAAUAUACAUUAAAACUUCUGAAAAUGUUACUAACUUCUUUUUAUUGCUGUUAUAGCAACUUUUCACUUAUGAUCAAACAUAAAGUGUCCUCUAUCAGAAUGAACGCUUCAUUAUAAUGAUGAAAAGGUUUUAUUCUUUAAAAAUAACGCUUAGUUAGCUGUUUAUAUUAGAAACAAAUAAUGUUCCUUGUAAAAUAACUUUUUUCACAAAUUUAAAUGCAAAGUAUUCGUCUGUAUGAUGAUAUUGCUUGUGAAAUAUGACCUUCCUAGUCAAUAAAUUCAAUUGGCUGAGAAAAUUACAAGUUAAAUGUAGAACUAUAGUAAAUGGAUUUUUCGAAUAACGGAAGAAAAGUCAAACUGAUGUAUUAGAACCAUUUACACUACUUUAAUGUGC